ACCAAUGGCUGCUUAUCGAUAGAAAACAAACACACUCCCAUCACUCACUGUUCCCCAAGCAUUUUCUCCUUCUGCGGAGUAAUCUGUACGCAGCAAUUACUGAAGAGAGAGAAACAGAGUAUGCUCGCAAUUUAGAAGAGAGAGAGAGAAAUUGAGUGAGUGAGUGAGAGCAGUGAUAAGCGCAGACAAUGGCGGCUUCGUCCACCGGAGCGGCGGUUACGGCGUACUCGCUUUGUUCUUCCAAUGCCAGGCUGAUAGAUUUCGCCUCCAGAGAUCGGAGCUCCAAGGUGUUGUUGUUGGCAAGGGUAAAACCCUCAUUUUGCGUCAGGUGCGUCUCCAGUGAGCCGAAGCAGAGAGUACGCGACCCGAUUGCCGAAGAAGGAGUUCUCAGCAAUUUGAGUGCUUUAUCUCCUCAUGCUGCAUCGAUUGCCUCAAGCAUCAAAUACCAUGCAGAAUUUACUCCAAUGUUUUCGCCUCAGAACUUUGAGCCCCCAAAGGCUUUUUUUGCGGCUGCACAAAGCGUCCGUGAUGCACUUAUUAUUAACUGGAAUGCAACAAAUGAUUUUUAUGAAAAGAUGAACGUAAAGCAGGCCUACUAUUUGUCCAUGGAAUUUUUACAGGGUAGAGCUCUGUUAAACGCGAUUGGUAAUUUGGAGCUCUCUGGUGAAUAUGCAGAUGCUCUGGAAAAGCUUGGCCACACUCUUGAAACUGUAGCUUCUCAGGAGCCAGAUGCUGCUCUUGGAAAUGGAGGUUUGGGCCGGCUUGCAUCCUGUUUUCUCGAUUCCUUGGCAACCUUAAAUUAUCCAGCAUGGGGUUAUGGGCUCAGGUACAAGUAUGGCUUAUUCAAGCAGCAGCUUACAAAGGAUGGUCAGGAGGAGGUUGCUGAAAAUUGGCUUGAAAAUGGCAAUCCUUGGGAAAUCGUCAGAAAUGAUGUCUGUUAUCCUGUAAAAUUUUCUGGAAAAGUUGUUGAGGGUUCAGAUGGGAAGAAGAGAUGGAUUGGUGGUGAAGAUAUAGUGGCUGUUGCAUAUGAUGUGCCAAUACCAGGAUAUAAGACCAAAACUACAAUUAAUCUUAGGUUGUGGUCCACUAAAGUACCUUCCGAUCAAUUUGAUUUACAUGCCUUCAAUGCUGGAGAACACACUAAGGCAUGUGAGGCCCAAGCUAAUGCUGAAAAAAUCUGUUAUGUACUUUACCCCGGGGAUGAAUCAGUGGAGGGAAAGAUUCUACGAUUGAAACAACAAUACACACUAUGCUCCGCAUCUCUGCAAGACAUUAUUGCACGAUUUGAGAGAAGAUCUGGUGGUGAUGUGAGAUGGGAAGAUUUUCCGGAAAAAGUUGCUGUUCAGAUGAACGACACUCACCCAACACUGUGUAUCCCAGAGCUAAUGAGAAUUUUGAUGGACUUAAAGGGCAUGAGUUGGGAUGAAGCUUGGAGGAUUACAAAGAGAACUGUGGCAUACACAAACCACACUGUUUUACCUGAGGCUCUGGAGAAAUGGAGUUAUGAUCUAAUGCAGAGACUACUUCCAAGACAUGUUGAGAUCAUAGAGAAGAUUGAUGAACAGCUAAUUGAAGACAUAGUAUCCGAAUAUGGCACAUUGAACCCUGAAAUGUUGGAGAAAAAAUUGGCCACAAUGAGAAUUUUGGAAAAUUUUGAUCUGCCAGCUUCUAUUGCGGACUUAUUUGCCAAACCAGAAGAAAGCCCUGUUGAUGAGACCAGUGAGGAAGUUAAAUCUAAAGAUGAAGUAACAGUUACUGAGAAAGAUGAACAACUUGAUGGAGAGGAAACACAGAAGAAUAAAGCUGUACAUAAGGAACCAGCUUAUAUACCUCCAAAAAUGGUCCGGAUGGCUAACCUCUGUGUUGUGGGGGGUCAUACUGUGAAUGGCGUAGCUGAGAUCCAUAGUGAAAUAGUUAAGCAAGAAGUCUUCAAUGAUUUUUUCCAGUUGUGGCCUGAGAAGUUUCAGAACAAAACAAAUGGGGUAACACCUAGAAGAUGGAUCCAAUAUUGCAAUCCUGACCUAAGUGCUGUAAUCACCAAGUGGAUAGGCAGCAAUGACUGGGUCCUAAACACUGACAAAUUGGCAGAACUGCGCAAGUUUGCAGAUAACGAGGAUCUCCAACGUGAGUGGAGGGCUGCGAAAAAAAGCAACAAGAUUAAGCUUGUGUCAUUCCUCAAAGAAAAAACUGGGUAUUCUGUUAACCCUGAUGCAAUGUUUGAUAUCCAGGUAAAACGUAUACAUGAAUACAAGCGGCAACUUUUGAACAUUCUGGGGAUUGUUUAUCGCUAUAAGAAAAUGAAAGAAAUGACUGCAGAUGAAAGGAAAGCAAACUUUGUUCCCCGAGUUUGUAUAUUUGGAGGAAAAGCAUUUUCCACAUAUGUACAAGCCAAGAGAAUCGUAAAAUUUAUUACAGAUGUUGGGGCUACCAUAAAUCAUGAUCCAGAUAUUGGUGACUUGUUGAAGGUUAUAUUUGUUCCAGAUUACAAUGUCAGUGUUGCUGAAUUGUUAAUUCCUGCAAGUGAACUUUCACAGCAUAUCAGCACUGCUGGUAUGGAAGCCAGUGGAACAAGCAACAUGAAGUUCUCUAUGAAUGGUUGCAUCUUGAUUGGGACCUUAGAUGGUGCCAAUGUGGAAAUCAGGGAGGAAGUGGGAGACGACAAUUUCUUCCUUUUCGGGGCUCAAGCUCACGAGAUAGCACCACUUAGAAACGAAAGAGCUGCAGGCGAGUUUGUACCAGAUGAACGCUUUGAAGAAGUGAAGAAGUUUGUGAGAAGUGGUGCUUUUGGGGCUUAUAACUAUGAUGAAAUGAUUGGAUCGUUGGAAGGAAACGAAGGAUUCGGGCGUGCAGACUAUUUCCUGGUGGGCAAGGAUUUCCCUAGCUACAUUGAAUGCCAAGACAAGGUUGAUAUUGCUUAUAGGGAUCAAAAGAGAUGGACAAAGAUGUCGAUAUUGAAUACAGCAGGUUCCUACAAGUUCAGCAGUGACAGAACUAUUCGUGAGUACGCUAACGACAUAUGGAACAUUGAACCGUUGGAAAUAAAUUAGAGGUCCGUAAAAAUACUGAAGAUGAGAAACAUUUGAUCAGGAAAAAAUACUGAAGAUGAGAAAAUGAUCAUGUAUCAUUUGUAAUAAAUUGUAUUGGAUCGCUUCACUUCCUUCUUAUCUAUCCUAAUUUUGUUCUAGUUCGUCAAUCGAUGUAAAAUUUGUGAAAGAAUACUCUUGGUUGAGCUUGGAAUAAAUAAACUAUCAAUUCAUUUGCUGAAAUCACUUCGACGAAUUCUGUUUUGUUCCUA
Messenger RNA from Erythranthe guttata (spotted monkey flower), 3295 nucleotides. RefSeq names its product Glycosyl transferase, family 35. The record is from RefSeq and is a predicted model, not a curated record. Gene Ontology annotation, biological process: glycogen catabolic process. NCBI's taxonomy places the organism in Eukaryota, Viridiplantae, Streptophyta, Magnoliopsida, Lamiales, Phrymaceae. Gene Ontology annotation, molecular function: glycogen phosphorylase activity; pyridoxal phosphate binding. Gene Ontology annotation, cellular component: cytoplasm.